Messenger RNA from Nanorana parkeri, 2598 nucleotides. RefSeq names its product dynein axonemal assembly factor 5 (gene DNAAF5). Lineage: Eukaryota; Metazoa; Chordata; Amphibia; Anura; Dicroglossidae. Gene Ontology annotation, biological process: inner dynein arm assembly; cilium movement; outer dynein arm assembly. The coding region runs from base 42 to 2561 and encodes 839 amino acids. Gene Ontology annotation, molecular function: dynein intermediate chain binding. The record is from RefSeq and is a predicted model, not a curated record. Gene Ontology annotation, cellular component: cytoplasm. The transcript is spliced from 13 exons.
CUGUGUUGAGGAAGCGCUUCUGGUAACUAAGACCGGCAAACAUGGCGGCGGAGGGUGAGCAACGUGCUGCUAGUGAAGUGUCUCAGGCCGUGGCCCGGCACCUGAACUGCCUGAACGAUGACAAUAAGAGCACCAGGAAGAGAGCCCUGGCCGCCAUCCAGAAGGAAGCCGAAGACAAGAGGCUGUCCAGCGCGGCGCUGCAAGAAGUGUUCGGGGAGCUGCUGAAACCUCUGCUCAAGUGCCUUUCAGACCCCAUGGAAAGGUGCAGAGAGCUGGCCAUCCAGAUCAUCACCUACUGUGUCACUAAUGUGCCCAGGCCCGAGGAGGCUCUGCCCUACCUGAUACCAAGCAUCACCCAGCGCCUGGGCAAUCAGGAGAUCACAGAGCCCUCCGAGGAGCUCAGGCUGGCCCUAACCGAGCUACUCACUCUCCUGGUGGAGGUCUGUGGGAAAAAACUGAAACCUUACCUGGAUGAGAUGUUUAGGAUAUUACAGAGGACUACUAUAGACCCAUUCCCUGAUGUGAAGAAGGAGAGCUGCAAGUGUGCUGCCAACUAUGCCAAGAGUAUACCAGAACAUUUCCACAUGCAGUCCGAAUCGCUCAUCAAGCCUCUUAUGCAGACAGUAUCGCACCAGCAUUCGAAGGUGCGCAUAGCUGUCAUCCAGACAACAGGAGCAGUGAUACAGUAUGGUAAUGGGAAGUCAGUGGACGAUGUUCUUUCUCAUUUGGCACAGAGACUUUUUGAUGAUUCACCACAGGUUCGGCACGCAGUAACUACUGUUGUUGGAAAUUGGCUUUUGGAGCUCAGAGACAGAUAUUCUUACUUUCACAAACUGAUACCUCUCCUACUGAGCAGCUGCGGUGAUGAGAUUCCUGACAUCAGACAGAUUGCUCUUGAUUAUUGGAAGAAAAUUGGCUUGCAGUGGGAAAGGGAGAAUGAAGAGGAUCUGAAAGAUAAGAUGGACUUCAGUGAUCCCCACCCUUCUUUCUAUCCAGCAGGAGUGGAAAGACCUGGGCUGGGUUGUCGUGAGCUCAUCUUUAGAAACCUGUCUAAAAUUCUUCCAGCCGUCAGCCACGAUAUAACAGACUGGGUAGCAGGAAACCGAAUUAAGGCCGCUCAGCUACUUGUAGUCUUGUUGUUGCAUGCAGAAGAUCACACCACUCAGCAUAUGGAGCUGGUUCUCAGUACUCUGUAUCGAUCGUGUCUGGAUGAGGAGGAGAAAGUAGUGCACAAUAGUAUUAAAGCAGCGGAGUUAAUUGGGACCUUUGUGAACCCCGAAGUGUUACUCAAGCUGAUCUUGCCAGCGCUGCAGAGGUCUCCCCUAGCCUCACACCUAAUGAUUCUGGCAGCAUUCAUUAGAGGGAGUUCCAAAGAGGUGCUGAAACCCCAUUUACAUCGUAUCGCUGAUGCCAUCUCCAAGACUGACAUCUGCCAGGGCUCAGAAAAGGUGCUGUACCUGGAGCAGUUGCUGUGCUGCCUACAAUCCUUGAUUAGCAUAUGCCAGCAGGACUGUGCAGACAUCAGCCUGCAUUGCAUGAAAGUGCUGAUAACAAUAUCGGCCAGCCCGGCCUCUGAAAACCUCUAUGAAAAGGUUCAAGGUGUGAUGAUGUCACUGGCCCAGAUACAGGGAUUGAAUGGUCCCCUGGACCUGUACAAACAGCACAUGCAGCAGCUGAUGCAGUGGGCUUCAGAAAGUCAUGACCAUUGGACCAGUUUUUGCAUGGAGAGGGCCCAGUAUGAAGUCCUUGUAUCGGAGUCUGGUCCGGUCAUCGGAGAGAAUCUAGAUCAGUUAAUGCCGGUUUUGAAGACCUGCCUUCAACCAACCAAAGAUCCUCAGAUGCGCCUGAAAGUGUUCACCAUGUUGUCCAAACUUCUCCUGAAACCCAGUGAAACUGUCAACUCAGAAGGGCAGUUCCAUGUGCAUUCAGAAACCCUCAUAAAGGACAUUUUGGCUCCCAACUUGAAAUGGCAGGCGGGAAGGACAGCAGCAGCCAUCCGGACCAUAGCCGUGUCCUGCCUCUGGGUCCUCGUUCACAGUGAAGUUCUUUUGCAGCAAGAGAUCCGUCACAUACAGGACAUUCUGAUGCCCACAUUGCUCACCACUCUAGAAGAGGACUCGAAGACGAGCCGUUUGAUGUCCUGUCGUAUUAUCAAGGCUCUCCUAGGGGCCUGCGAACACCAUUUAGAUCCAGACAGACUGAACAAGAUCUACCUUGAGGUAUUAAAGCGACUUGACGAUGCUUCAGAUGAAGUCCGAAUCACAGCUGCUAAAACACUUAGUGUGUGGUUUAAAUGUAUUGACGACCGGUAUGACAGGACUACCUAUAAGGCCCACCUGGAAUUCUUAUACCGAGGUCUCCUUGUGUACCUUGAUGACUCUGAUGCAAACCUGCAGUCUACAGUACUAGAUGUCCUAAAAGAGGCCAGCAUUGUGUAUCCCUCAUUGUUAGUGUGGGAAAUCGAAGCCGUGAAACAUAAACAUAGGACCCCUGCAUAUUGUGAUCAGUUGCUUCAGCACAUUCAGUUGAACCAAGACAGUGAUCGAACAGAAUCAACAUAGACACCGUCGCCUGACUCAUCAUGUGUGUACCUGACCU